AGCGUGAUGACGUAGCGCGGUGGAGAAGAGACGAUGGAUGAGAUGAGUGACAGCAGGAGCGCGAGACAGAUGACACGGACACAACAUGAAAUGAUCUGAAUGAUCAGUGUGUGGAGAUGAUGGUGAUUCACAAACACACUGAAAUAUUUGUGCUGAUAUCUGGAUGAUGUUGUUAGCGGUUGAUUUGCAGUGAAGGGAACGCGCUGUUCUGGCAUCAUGAUGAAACACUGAUUCACAUCAUUCAUGUCGGACUGAAACAUUCGAGAAAAACAGCAACAACACGAUCAUCUUCACACACACACACACACACACAGCACGAGAGAGAGAGAAGCGAGCAAGAUGGGAGAGCAGCCGAUCUUCAGCACUCGAGCUCACGUCUUUCAGAUCGACCCGAACACUAAGAAGAACUGGCUGCCCACCAGCAAACACGCCGUCACUGUGUCGUAUUUCUACGACAGCACACGCAACGUCUACCGCAUCAUCAGCCUGGAUGGGUCAAAGGCGAUCAUCAACAGCACUAUCACUCCAAACAUGAACUUCACCAAAACAUCACACAAGUUCGGUCAGUGGGCGGACAGUCGCGCGAACACCGUCUACGGUCUCGGCUUCUCGUCAGAAGCUCAUCUGAGUAAAUUUGCAGAAAAAUUUGCAGAGUUUAAAGAAGCGGCGCGAUUAGCAAAAGAGAAAUCUCAGGAGAAGAUGGAGUUAACCAGCUCACCAUCACAGGAAUCGGCGACAGACCUUCAGUCUCCAGUGACUCCUGAGAGCAUCAACGGAACAGAUGAGCAAGUGACACCUGAUGCCGCGUUUAACGCCGAGAGCCGCGCGGAGCCAAACGCUGUACCAUUUCCUCACAGCUCGACAUCCAUCACUAAACACUGGGAGGCGGAGCUCGCGACACUGAAGGGAAACAACGCCAAAUUAACGGCAACGCUGCUCGAGUCCACCGCUAACGUCAAACAGUGGAAACAGCAGCUGGCAGCGUAUCAGGAGGAGGCCGAGAGACUGCACAAACGGGUGACAGAGCUGGAGUGUGUUAGUGGACAAACAACAGGCAUCAAAACACAGAAAACUGAACUGAAUCAGACCAUUGAAGAACUUGAAGCCGAACUCAAAGCCAAGGAGGAGGAACUGGAGAAGCUGAAAGAGGAAGUUGAAAAUGCAAACCAGCUGCAAACACAGAAAGAUUCACUUACACAGAAGCUGCAGGAGACGCAGUUGCGGAACGCAGAGUUGGAGUCUCAGCUGUCGGAUCUAGAACAGCGUUUGGAGAACAGUCAGCUGGAGGAUGAAAUGUUCCGGAAGAGUCUGCGCUCGCUGCUGGAGCUGCUGGAUGGAAAGAUCUUUGAGCUGACAGAACUGCGCAACAGUCUCGCUAAACUCAUCGAGAGCGGCCGCAGUUAAAGACACACCAACAGCAGCGCCCUCUAGAGGAAAACACACACAUGCGUUUGUAACACACAUUAAAGAUGAAUCAACGUUGUUCUUAAAACUAGAAUCAUGAAAUAAAGCGGAGAUGAAAGGGACUGAAGGAUGAUUGACAGCUCAUAUCUGCCACUAACAGACGUGAAACUGCUGCAUCAGUUCAAGAGGAACUUUAUUACGUCAGCUAGAAAACCAUCCUGCAACUCUUCCACACUGAACUUCCAUGAUCUGAGCAAUACAAGCCAAACACAAGAAAAACUAUGAACAUUCAGUUUCACUAUCAGGUAUUUUACAUCUCACACACACACACACACACACUUUGCAAGGACACUUGGAGUCUGGAGUGUGUGUACAAAAGUCUUUCCUUUCUAAACUAUUUUUUGAAUUGAAAUAUGAGGUGAAAUCACUGCUUUACUUGAUACUGUUUGAUUUCUGCUUAUUUAUUGUACAGAAAUAGAAAUAUUAAUCACAGUGUGUGCAUUCAUUCCAGUAUCAUGUUUGUUUUAAUCUUGUUUUAUUUGCGAUGUGGAAAGAUGGAAAUAUUUUUGAACUAUUGAACAAUUUAAAGGGAAACGGUGACAUAUCACUUGAUUUUGAAGAGAGAAAGUUUUUCUUUGUGAAAUGUGUUGUACAGAUGAAGCUCAUGACGGGGUUUAAUUCAUGUUUAUUUCAAGAACUUUAAGGGCUUGCAGCAGAUAGAUUUAUUAAAAUAUUAAACAUGUUUGAGCUCAAAUGAUACACUUGAAAUAAUAAUUAAAAAUAUUGAAUAUAACACACGCUUAAACACAAUUAUAAUUCUGAGUUUCUAGUCAAAUUAAAGAGGAAAAAUCACCAAAGUGUUUCUUUUCAUCUUUCAUUUAUAAUAUUCUGGAAUACUUGAUCGUGAUCUGUCAAUCACUUUAAAUUUAGCAGUGAAAUAUUUCAGAUUAAUGUUUGUUGUGUGAAGCAACACUGUAUAUAAUUAAUAUAUGUAUGUAAAAUUAAUAUUUCAUACACAUGUAUUCAGUUAUUUGCUAGCCGUGUAAUUAGCAGCAUAAUUCACUUUGUUGUAUGACAAACUGCUUAUGUUCCUCAUCUGAAGCAAAAAUACACUGUACAAAUAUUUGUAAUCCUUUAAUUGAUUAACGAGGAUUUACUGUAAAAUAUACAGUAAAAAAAUUUAAAUAUUUAAAAAGACAGUACAGUAGUUUUUACAGUUAAAUGUUGUAAAAAUUAAAUUUUUUAGAUGGAAAAAGUAUGAUUUUCCUGUAUAAUAAAUGGUAAAAAUGUAUAUUAUGUUUAACAAGAGAGUACAUGUACUUUUUACGGUAAAUUAUUGUUAAAAUUACGGUAAAAAACAAUAAUCGGGCGUUACCAGAAUUCCCUGCGUGACCCAUUACAUUAUAUUUUAUGGGAAUAGUUAUGUUUCUUAUUUUUAAUAUCAGUUAUGUACAUUGGGGUGUUCUGUGUUAUAUUUGAUGUAGUUUAUUAAUGUUUACUGUAUUAUUUUAAUUUCACAUGUGUUACCCUGAUGGUGUUUAGUGUUUGUGUGAGUGACACUGAGCACUGUCUCUACAUGUUUAGUGAUCAUUACUCCUGGAAGAGCCACUAUUGAUGAACUUCAUGUCAUCAUGUGCCUUUUGUAAUUACUACAGGGAUUAACAACACUAUAUAAAGUGAAAAGCAGAUUUUUACAGUUUAUAUCAAGCUUAUGUAAAUUUAACACAACCUGUUUUUUUUUUUACAGUGUCAGCGUGGUCAUGUAAAUUACAACCGUUAUAAACUGUACAUUUACAGGUUGUUCUGUAAAGUUGUUUACAUUUUUAUUGUAUUUUUUACAUAAUUAUUCUGGCAACCACAGCUGCCAGUUAUUUUUUUACAGUGAAUAUAAAUGUAAAGUUAAUAUCAUUACAGUAACUGAUGUUAUCAGACUAUAUCAAAGCUAGAUAUAAUCUCUAAUAUCUCUUUAAUAUUUAGAAGAACAUUAUCCCUUUAUAAUGUAAAUGUAUAUAUACAUUUAUAACCUAUUUCACUGCAUAACAUUAAUUACCCCCAAAUAAUGUCAAAGUUCAAGUCACAUUUGAAACUGAAGAUCUCAGUUGUGCUAAACUGUACCUGUUUCACCUGUAUAUUACCCCGUCAGUACACUGAAACGAGUGUUGAAACCGGUCGGAACAGUAUAGUGUUCAACAGCUAGCUAUGAAUGCAACGGCAUUUAAAGCAUAGAGAUCUAUACUUGUUUGUAUUUAUUUAUUGUUUGUGUGUAUAUCGAUGUUUAAAAGUGCACAGUAACUUGUUUGUGUCAUCUUGGGCUUACAGUGGCGUGUUUGCAGCAUUAUUCAAAAACAAAUGUAAAUUACAAAUGUAAAACCCAGCUGACAGUCAUUGCUGAACUGGAUAAAUGCAUAAGCAGAAAUCUACCACGGCGUACUGGGAGAACAUAUUUUCCUUGUGAAACGUGUGUGAAUAUUUAAAAAAACAUCAGGGGCUUACAUCCCCAAAGCCUCCCUCUUGCAACACCCCCGUUCAGGGGCUUUUCUGUCAUGUUUCCAUUUACUUUUGUCACCGUUAUAAAUUUCAUGUCAUGUUUUAACACAUAUUCUUAACAAGAUCGAAUCUAAAAAUAAAACAGAAUUGCACGUAACAAUUAAGUGCAUGUAUUGUGAAAAAG
This is a messenger RNA of Myxocyprinus asiaticus (Chinese sucker), 4075 nucleotides long. Its product is annotated as homer protein homolog 1-like. Gene Ontology annotation, cellular component: cytoplasm; postsynaptic density; dendrite. Gene Ontology annotation, molecular function: G protein-coupled glutamate receptor binding. Lineage: Eukaryota; Metazoa; Chordata; Actinopteri; Cypriniformes; Catostomidae. Bases 340 to 1404 code for a protein of 354 amino acids. The transcript is spliced from 10 exons. Gene Ontology annotation, biological process: G protein-coupled glutamate receptor signaling pathway; regulation of store-operated calcium entry. The record is from RefSeq and is a predicted model, not a curated record.